UGGAUUGUCAUUCAGCAGAGGAUUGAUGGCUCAACUGAUUUCUACCAAAAUUGGAAUGCAUACAAAUCCGGAUUUGGAACUUACCACGGAAACUUCUGGUUGGGCUUGGAGAAGAUGCACCAAUUAACGGCAUCGGCUGAUUACAGGUUGAGGUUUGAAGUACAGAGCAGUGAUGGCUGGGUCUCUGAUGAAUACGAUCAUUUCAAGAUAAACUCCGAAAUGAAAAAAUACUCUCUGAGCGUAAGUGGAUACUGGGGCGCAAACAACGAUAUCCUGAACAGUAAUGACAACAACCACCACAACGGCAUGAUGUUCUCUACUUUUGACCAGAUCAACACGCCAAAUGGAUUCGAUUGCGCCUCAACUCAUUUGGCAGGAAAUUGGUUUAAUUACUGUUUCAACCAGAAUGUUAAUGGCCGUUAUGAUGUUUCAUUCAAUUACAUCUUCAAUAAGACGAUGACCCGUUGUUCGGCCUGUAGGAUGUUGAUCAAGAAAAAUUUGUAG
This is a messenger RNA of Helobdella robusta, 504 nucleotides long. RefSeq lists its product as hypothetical. The record is from RefSeq and is a predicted model, not a curated record. The transcript has 3 exons. The annotation marks the transcript as partial. Lineage: Eukaryota; Metazoa; Annelida; Clitellata; Rhynchobdellida; Glossiphoniidae.